Molecule: messenger RNA, 3970 nt
Organism: Dreissena polymorpha
Lineage: Eukaryota; Metazoa; Mollusca; Bivalvia; Myida; Dreissenidae
Product: chromatin assembly factor 1 subunit A-A-like
Exons: 16
Coding region: 121-3198 (1025 amino acids)
Biological process (GO): nucleosome assembly
Cellular component (GO): CAF-1 complex; nucleus
Source: RefSeq, a predicted model, not a curated record
GAAAUUGUUUUUCGUUAUAUCAAACAUCAAGUCCCCGCGAAAUCUGGCGCCAGAGUUGUUAUUUUUUUUAGAAAACAAAGGCAUAUUAGAUCAGAUUACAGUAGCUGAGGUUCCCUUAAAAUGAUGGAUGCAAUUGAAGUUCUACCAUCCAAAAAGAUGAAGCAAGGUCGGCUUCCAUUCAAGCCUUUGGAUCACACUGGACAGACAAAGCAGGGCAGCACACCUCCAGGCAACAAGAAAAGGAAACUCUCUGAUAAUGAAUCACCAAGUGCCAAACAGAUUCGGACUAGUCUAGGCUCCACUCAGAAGGGUGGGCUGAAUGGUGAGCAUGAGGUUAGCAGUAGUUCAGAGGCAGAAAAUGCUGCUGAAAAUCCUGCAUUACUUAUGCCCGGGCCCAAGAUGCAUACACUUGAUAAAUUCUUCAGUUGCAAAAAGCCUAUAGCAGAUCAGGAGGAGAUAACUUCGACUAAUCAAUGCAUAGAAAUCGAUCUCACGGAGGAAUCAAAUGAAUAUGUGGCUGGAGAUGCCACCAAAGAAAACAAGGAAGUGGAUGUCUUCGUAAAGGAAAGUAUAAAAAUUGAUGAAAACAGUCACAUUGAUCCUGAUGAGGAUUUGAAAGUUGAAGGGGAAAAUAAAGAAAAUGAUAAAACUGACGAUGUUAUGAGUAUAGAUAGUGAUGACGGGAAAGAGGAAAAUGAAGAUUGCAAUGCUUCUUUUAUUGCCAACACUUCAGUUUGUGAAGAUGCUCUUAAAACUCCUGCCAAGAGCAAAGAUAUGGACUCGAUAAUUAAGUCCCCAUCUGUCAGUGAGGACAACGCUGGACUCAGUCAGGGAUCUGGCAGUGAAGGGACUCCCAGUCUAUCAGGAAAGAAGCAAUCAAAGCCGCUGUCUGAGAGCAAGCGCAAGGACCGCGAUGCUCAGCGUCAGAAACAGAAGGAGGAACGUGAUCGUGAAAAGGAGGACAAGAGGCUUGCCAAGGAGAGGGAAAAAGAGGAGAAGAAGAAGGAACUGGCUGAGAAGAAGCGACUGAAAGAUGAGCAGCGAGAGAAAGAAAAGGCAGAGAAAGAGAAGGCAAAGCAAGAGGAAAAGGAUAAGAAGGAAAAGGAGCGAUUGGAAAAGCUGAAACAAAAAGAGGAGGAGAAAAAAAUGAAAGAAAAGGAAAUUGAAGCUAAACAAGAAGAGAAACGUCAGAAGGAGGAAGAAAAACGACUCAAAGAGGAGGCACGCAAAAAAGAAGAAGAAGAAAAGCAAAGGAAAGCUGAGAAGAAGGCCAGCAUGUUCAAAGGUUUCUUCAUAAAGAAAGAGCCUGGAUCAUCACCUCCUAAGAAUAAGGACACUAAGGAUGGGAUGUUCAUGCCGUUUGAGUUGAAACCCAACAUGAGACUUGCCCCAGCCAAUCGCCGGGCACCUUUAGACGAGUCACAGAGGGAGAAACUAGACGAGUGGAUCACAGAACAGACCUCCAGUGAGACAUACCUCAAAGCUCUCAAGUCUCCAGGAUUUGUCAAAGGAAAGGGUAGCAAGACUUGGCCAAAGCAACUAGAAGAGGAUGAUGAUGUGGAACUGAUGUCACACGAGAAAGAGACCAUUGAAAAGGUUACACACCGUGUGAAGUUUCUGCGAUUCCAGGAAAACACGCGCCCCCCAUACUACGGCACAUGGCGAAAGAAGAGCAGCAAACUGACGCCUAGAAAUCCCUUCAAGCAGGACCAGGGCCUGUUUGACUACGAGGUUGACAGUGAUGAUGAGUGGGAGGAGGAGGAACCUGGCGAAUCAGUCUCCUCGGACGAGGAGGAGAGGGAGGAGGAGAAGUGUGAUGAUGAGGAGGAGGGAGAUGACUGGAUGGUGCCUCAUGGUUACCUCUCUGACGGGGAGGGCAUAGAAGAUGAGGAGGAGGUGGACACACGGAGCAAGCAGGACCUACAGCGUGUACGUCAGGCAGCCUGGGAGAGCGAGCUGAGACGGCAGGCCAAGCCCCUCAAGAUGCUCGCCAUCGGCUGUCACUGGCAGGACUCCACCACCACCAUCGCAGCACAGCAGCUACAGAUACUCCUCAAGUUCAAGGCCAUAUGUUUGACGUCAUGCCCAAUAGAGACAAGUUACUCCAUCGCAAGGAACGGUGGCGAAGCCGGUGGAAACGGGGAUAAAACUGAGGAGAAAAAGACCAAGUCAAACCCUCAGAAGAAAGCAGUCCCAGAAGAAGCGAUGCCAGACCUGAUUCGUCUGGUCCAUGGCAAUCCCAUGGGCAUUAAGAACCUGGUCAAGGAGUUCUUCCAUUACUGGAACAAGAAGACCAAUCCUGACCAGAACACCACCCUAGACACCUCUAAACACAUGGACGUAAGCAUGGAAGUGGACGAAAAGUCGGACCAGGUCUUGAAUGACAGUAAACUGGAUCAGCCAGAGUUCUCUACAGUGUGUAUAUCAAAAAGACAGCUGGAUAUUAAGAUUCCAGCUAUAGCUGUGCGGGAGAAACGGCCUGACCACAAGAAGGUGUGCUGGUACGUGCAUGCAGACGUGCUGAAGCAGUACGGGAUGGAGGGCCUGAAGCUGCCGAACUCCUGGGAGUACGUGUGUGUGAAGGAACCCAAGUGGGCCCAGGACAAGACUAACACUCCUAAAGCUGAGGACUCAGGCUCUGGGGCAAACACCAAACUGAGUUCAGUUCCCAAGAUUGUACAGUUUGCUCAGCCGAUGUCGCUUGCUCAGAUUCAGGCCAUGUGUCCGGCACCUGUGAAAGAGGCUCACACCAAGGUUGAAGCCAAGAUUGAAGUCAUGGAAUUGAGUGCCAAGACGGACGCCAGUGAAACCACCCCAGGGAAAGCUGCAGUGCCACCUGAUCAAAAAAGUAUCAAGGACAUGUUUUCUCCUCUUAGUAAGAAAUCAAUUACCUGUGGGAAACCUUCAGGCUUAGUCAAAGCAGCAACCAACUUGUCUAGCCCUAAGGAGAAGCCCUCUGCUGUAAGUACAGCUUCAACCCCAGCUCAGGAGGUGAUUAGUAAGAAUGUUACCCCGUUGAAACCCACAACUUCUGACUGCAAGUCUGGGGCCUCAUCCCCCAUGCCCAAUAUUCUGCUGUCAAUGUUGUCUUCACCUGAGUUAAUGAAAGCCUCUCUUAAAGAAGCAGAGAGCAAAACAGAGAGUAGAUCAAAGGCCAAAGAAGAACCAAUGGAUAUAGACAUUAUUGUUCUCGACUGAACUGUUCUGGCUUUUGGAACAACAUUAAGUUGGGAAACAGUAUAUUAUGGUCAUGUUUUACUGUGAUGAUACCUUUAAAAAAUGAAUUUUGUUUUGCAAAUAUGAUUUUGGAAACUGUUUUCUGCCAUAAGUGGAUGAGUUUAUAGGUGUGUAUAUCAUUUAUAUUUUAAUUAAGAAUAAAACAAAUAAUGCAUGUUGUUAAAACGAUGUUGAGACAAAAUACCUAUUUAUUAUUAACCAGGUUUUCCAAAGGAAAAAACAGGUUAUUAGAUUGGCGAAUGUCGGCUGACGGGCGGGCGGAACAAGCUUGUCCAGGCCAUAAUUUUGUCGUUCAUUGUGAGAUUUUAAAAUCAUUUGGCACAUUUGUUCACCAUCAUGGGACGGUGUGUCGCACAAAAGAAUCACGUCAAUAUCUCCAAUGUCAAGGUCGCCACAACAAAAAAUAGAUUUAUUUUGAAACAAACUUACAAAAGGGGUUAAUUUUGUUUGUUCAUUUCAAAAGUUCAGUUUGAGUUGUCUCCCUUUAUCAGAUUUUUUGUUCACAAUGAAAACCUGGUUUUGUGACAAUUUUGUCCCUUUUUGAAAUAAUACUGUAGUUUUACAUGUAACAAUGUUAUUUGAUAGCGUUUAUCUACUGGUGUUUAUGUGAUGACUAAUUUGACAAUAUGAUGUUGAAACAGAAGAUGUACGCGUUGUUACAAUUUUCACACUAGUUAUGUAUUAUACGCAAGGUAACUAAUAAAAUUAACCUUAUAAUAUGGUUUAUUACAAA